UACCACUGAUCAGUGAACAACACAAGAACGCAACUAACGCAUCCAUUAUCUAGGACUUGGUCUAGGAGAAACAUGAAUCCUUUGAAGGCUCUCUGUGUGGUAGCCCUUUUGGCUGCCAGCGUUUUGGCUGUGCCCAAUCAUCAGCAAUCAUUGAAGCAUAAGCCCACCCAAUGGUUGUCCAUCAAUCAAUUGAAGGCAGCCCCUUCUGUGGAGGAUGUGUCCAUUGAAAACUUGGAACGCAUGCCCUUGGAUGAAGGUGCCAAGGCCUUGCAAACGAUUUAUCAUGUGUCCCAGAUCAACAACGACUUGAAGCCAGCUUUUACCCCCAGCCCCAGCAACAUUCCCGUUACCAUUGUCAAGAGCAAUGGCCAAAUGGUCUCCACCACUUUGGACAAGUUGGCCGGCACCACCAAGCAAAUGCCCGACUUUGGUAAUCAGGAAGUUACCGUCUUCAUCACUGGCCUCCCCUCCCAAAAGAGUGAGACAGUCAGGACCGCUAAUCACGAUUUGGUUGGAGCCUACGUUGAACGUUUCAACUACGAAAACUCCAAGAGCCAUGGUGAAGCUCCCAAUGCUGGCAACCUUGUGAUCAUUGAUUUGGGUGAACAAUUGUCCACCUCCAAACACUACAUGUUGUUGGACAUCCGCGAGACCGGUAACCAAAUUGCCCACGAACUCAUUAAGAUGAUGGAAAUGUGCGGCAUUCCUCCCAACUCCGUCCACAUUGUUGCCCAAAACAUUGCCAGCCAUGUCGCUGGUCAGGCUGGUAGGGAAUUCGAACGUGAAACUGGCAAACAAAUCAGCCGCAUCACUGCCUUGGACCCAUCCCCCGUGUAUGCCAAGAUCUGUAACUGCUUGCUUAGCCUUUCCCGUGGUGAUGCUGAAUUCGUUGAUGCCAUCCACACCUCCGCCUGGGGCAUGGGUACUACUGAACGCGUUGGUGAUGUUGAUAUCUUCCCCAAUGGUCCUUCCAAGGGUGUUCCCGGUUGCGAUAAUGUCGUCAAAGCCUCCAUGCGUGCCACCCACUACUUCGCCGAAUCUGUUCGUCCCGGUCAAGAGCACAGCUUCCCCGCCGAAGAGACCAGCUCCUUUGAUGAGUUGAGGAGCAAGAACACCUGCGGCAAACGUGUCUACAUGGGUCUUGCCAUCGACAAGGAUGCCGAAGGUGAUUUCAUGUUGGAAGUCAAUGAGAAGAGCCCCUUCGGUAAGAGAACUCCAGCUCACCAACAAAGAAACUGCCAUCGCGCCCACAAAUCCUCCUCUUCUUCCUCCACCUCCUCCAAGUACUGGUCUUCCUCCAACUAAAGGGAGCGGCGGCGGAUACAAGAGUGUAUGCCGAAAUUGCUAAAGUUGCUAUGAUGUGAUUGCGUCCAUUUCCAUUUAAUUUUAGAACAAAAAAAAAAACUGUUUCGAAUUUUAUAAUUUGUAUAUUUUCUAAAUAAAUUAUUUUCUUUUUUUUGCAUUUUGAAAAAGUAA
Stomoxys calcitrans (stable fly) is the source of this 1476-nucleotide messenger RNA. Its product is annotated as vitellogenin-1-like. The record is from RefSeq and is a predicted model, not a curated record. The transcript has 3 exons. Lineage: Eukaryota; Metazoa; Arthropoda; Insecta; Diptera; Muscidae. Gene Ontology annotation, molecular function: lipase activity. Bases 73 to 1305 code for a protein of 410 amino acids.